Closterium sp. Naga37s-1 is the source of this 765-nucleotide messenger RNA. The record is from the annotation of a GenBank genome assembly. NCBI's taxonomy places the organism in Eukaryota, Viridiplantae, Streptophyta, Zygnematophyceae, Desmidiales, Closteriaceae.
AUGCCAACCUUGACGAAAAAGAUCCAUCAAAAGUCCGAAACCCAGACGUUUCAGGUGAAAGUUUGUCUUUUCUUUGACCUCCGAACACCUGCGCUUCCCCCACUCGGCCUACCCAACCCACUCGUACUGAUGCCCUCAACAACCCCCGUCCAGAUUUUCAGGUGUGACGCAGCAGAACAGGUGGCCACUGUAGCGGGACAGAGACUCCCAGAUCCAUUCUUGGCAGCCAUGGCAAGCACACGCGUCCUCCUGGUUUCGCUCCUCAUCGUAUUGGUCUCCGCGCAGUUCGCUAGCGGGCAGAUUCGUAGGAACGCGUGUCUGCCCAAGGACAAGUGCCCGGACAGAAAGAGCAAGCUUUGCGGCCUCUACGCCACAUGCAGGACGCUGCAGAGCAUUAUCCCCGAUACCAACACCUGCGACGACUGCGCUGCUUACGACCUGAAGAAGAUGCCCGCUAGCGCCUGCAAUUACACAACAGGUCGCUGCCUCGCCAACAAGAUUGCCGGUAAGGCGUGCACCGCCAAGCAGUUCAACACGGUCUGCGACAAAAAAGAGCCCGCUUUCACUUGCCUUAAGGUCGAGGGUGUUCCCGUCACUAAGAAGGCACCCCAGGCAUAUCGCUGCUGCAGGAGGACUUGCCCCGUUGGCCUGUGCGGCAAGGGUUCGAAGCCGAUCUCUUGGAGGAAUGAGUGCAAUGUUGUGCUCGACUGCCCCACUGCAUGCGCUCCUCGUGCCGCGAACGCUGUCCAGGUUACAUAUUUGUAA